UGAGAUUAUUGACAUUUGUCGCUACAAUUUUGAAUAUCAAAAUAUCAAUAAGUUUAGUUAUUUCAUAUCGAUAUAUCUGUUUAUUAAUCCAACAUUAUAUCAUUCUUAACUUUAAAUUCGACAGAUUUAUAAGUAUUUGCUUAGAUGGUAGAUAAGGAAAUGAACCACUUUAAACCUAAUCUUCACAUAUCUACAGGCUGACAAAAAAACCUAUAUCAAUUGAACAAAUAUUAACCAUGACGUCUCCAAAGGUAACCAGAAGACACAAAGAAAGCCAAAGUACAGACAAAAAUAAAGAAAAACCCGCUCCGAAUAAAACCGAUGACGAAUCUAAAGAGAAAAGAUUCAAAUACGGGCCCUUGCCCUCUUUUGCCAAUCAACGAGUAUGGAGCAGAGGAAUCCUGCUGUUAGGCGUAGUCAUUUACAUACUGUACUUCUCGAAAAGCACGAAAGAAACAGUACUAGCUAAGCAAUCCGAAGUGUACAUUCGAAGAUCACAAAACGUGGAAUGCAGCAAACAGUUCCUGGAAGAUAUCCAAAACUACAAAGGAUGCGUCCCGCAGAAAUGCGGUCGAUUUGUCAGCGAUAAAUUAGUAACGUCCCAAGAAGCCGAUAUAUUGCUAAAAUUAGCGAUAAGAGUAAUGGCGCAAGGGGGCUCGUCCGGUGGCGCUUCUAUCAUGGACCUCCACACAGGCGCUCUGUCUUUUAAUGAUAAAUUCAUUAACGUAUACGCUCACAACGGGGAUAACAACGUUCUAACUCCGGAAGAAAGAAAAAUAUACCAGCUAGUGAGGAAGAAAAUCCAAACGGCUAUAGCCGAUGCCUUUCGAAUAGAGUUCAACAGUCUGCAUUUAACCUAUCCUACGUUCUUCUCUCGAUUAACCAAUGUCGAACCUAAGACGAGGCACGAUGAAUAUUGGCACGAGCACGUAGAUAAACGUACGUACGAAUCGUUUCAUUACACGUCCCUACUGUACUUGAACGAUUACAACAAGGAUUUCAAAGGAGGUAGGUUCGUAUUUAUGGAUGAUAUCGAUGCGCCCAGUAAAAAUGUGACUGUAGAACCGAAGAAAGGGCGAGUGCUGAUGUUCACCUCGGGUUACGAAAACCCCCAUUUCGUGGAGCGCGUUCAAGAGGGCUCGAGGUUCGCUAUAACUGUAUCAUUUACUUGCGACGCCACCAAAGCUAUACAAGAUCCGAAAAAAUAAAUCGUACUGUGCAUGUUUAUAUAUUUCCUAUCUAUUAGUUAAGAUAAACGAUUGUAUUUGUCAAAUUUUUCGCACGUUCUUCGUUAACUAGUUGCAAUUGAAAUUGUUACGUUUGUCGUAGGUAAUAGAUAAUAAAUGUUUAGG
Phyllotreta striolata is the source of this 1352-nucleotide messenger RNA. Lineage: Eukaryota; Metazoa; Arthropoda; Insecta; Coleoptera; Chrysomelidae. The record is from the annotation of a GenBank genome assembly.